AGCAGACGCCCGAGAAAGUACCCGCUGAGCAGAUGGUGAUGCACCUGCUCCUUUACAGUUUGUGCGGAAUGUGUCAGCGUCUUUGCGGGGUCUUUUUUUGUGUGUGUGCAUAAUCACACCGCGCCGGCGUGAGCAGCAGCUUUAUACUGCCACCGGAGAUUUCGUUUUUUGCCAUGCAAUGAGCAAUAAAACCAAAACAGGGUGACUUUACAGUUUCUACGUUCGAGUUGACCCCUGUGCGUUUCGGACUGAGAUCUUCACGACUUUUCCUCGGCUGUUAGCGGUAUCUUGAACCCGUCUCAGCGCGCCCCGCCACCGGAGCAGCGAUGCCUCCCGGAGUGGUCACCGCCCCUCGCAGCUCGUCUGCCGGCUGCUUCUUCGCCUGCCGCGGGGCGAAGAUCAGACCCUAUUUCACCGAGAACUCCGUCAUCUGUCGGGGGGAAAUCUAUCAGCUCAUCAGUGAAAGUUUCCUGACAGUCAAAGGAGCUGCUCUCUUCCUGCCUCGGGGAAAUGGCUCCUCUCAAACUUCAGCAUCUCGCUUCUCACAGCUGCGGAGUAAACAUGCAGGAGACAUCCAGCAGCAUCUGCAGACCAUGUUCACUCUCCUCAGACCAGAGGACAACAUCAAGCUGGCGGUUCGUUUGGAGAGCGCCAGCACUCAGGCCACGCGCUACAUGGUGGUGGUCUCAACCAUCGGGCGCCAAGACACCGAGGAGAGCGUGGUGCUAGGCAUGGAUUUUAGUCCCGUAGAUAGCUCAUGUUCAGUUGGUUUGGUUUUGCCUUUAUGGAGUGACACCUUAAUACACCUUGAUGGAGAUGGAGGAUUCAGCGUAUCAACCGAUAACAGAGUGCAUGUGUUCAAGCCUGUUUCUGUGCAAGCUAUGUGGUCGGCUCUGCAGUCGCUCCACAGAGCCUGCGAAGUGGCUCGUUGCCACAACUACUUCCCAGGCAGCUUGUUCCUCACCUGGGUCAGCUACUAUCAAAGCAGGGUGUCCUCCGACCAGACUCGCAUCAACGAGUGGAACGCCAUGCAGGAUGUGCAAUCACACCGUGCUGACUCACCCGUCCUUUUCUCUGAUGUCCCCACAGAGAGAGAGCUUACUGAGCGACAGAUAAAAACCAGCUUAAGGGAAAUCAUGAUGCAGAAAGAUCUCGAGAAUGUCACCUGUAAAGAAAUCCGAACAGAGCUGGAAAUGCACAUGACAUGCAACCUGCGAGAGUUCAAGGAGUUCAUCGACAAGGAGAUGAUUGUUAUUCUGGGCCAGAUGGACAGUCCUACAGAGAUCUUCGACCACGUCUUCUUGGGAUCCGAGUGGAAUGCAUCUAAUUUGGAGGAGCUGCAGAAGUGCGGGGUUCAGUACAUCCUGAAUGUAACAAGGGAGAUCGAUAAUUUCUUCCCCGGUGUGUUUGAGUACCACAACAUCCGCGUCUACGAUGAGGAAGCCACAGACCUGCUCGCGUAUUGGAAUGAGACUUAUAAGUUCAUAUCUAGAGCAAAGAAAUCUGGCUCAAAGUGCCUGGUCCACUGUAAAAUGGGAAUAAGCCGCUCUGCAGCCACAGUGAUCGCGUACUCCAUGAAGGAGUACGGCUGGGAUUUGAAAAACGCCUUCGAUUACGUCAAGGAGCGUCGCACUGUGACCAAACCCAACCCCUCCUUUAUGAGGCAGCUGGAGGAGUACCAGGGCAUACUGCUAGCCAGCAAGCAAAGGCACAACAAAUUGUGGCGCUCUCACUCUGAUAGUGAUUUGUCUGAGCACCAUGAGCCUCUGUCUAAGUCCCUCGCCCAACCCAACAGUCUGGGUCGCUCCGACCACCAUAACCAGGCGAGCAGCAUGCCCGGCCCCUCUGUGAGAGACCUGCUGGAAUCACUGGGAACUUCACCGACCACUGGAAAAGCAGCAUACUCCACGAGCCAGCCUGAUACUGGCAUCCAGUCCAGUCUGCUUGGCUCUUCUGCCUUUGAUGACACGGCAUCUUUAUCAGGUGACGCUAAAGCUCAAAGCCUGGAGGGGCCCUCUCAGGCUGAUAAAGCCUUCAGCAGGCAGCCAACCCCCCACCAUCAUGACUCCACAGCCAGUUCUGUGUUAUCUUCCACCCUCUCCAAUGGUCUGUGUGACUCGGAGGAGCAGCCAUCAUUGUCUCCUCUCUCCCAGCCAAGAGCUGCUACAGUGGUCCCCGAGCCUGAGAGGACAGACGUGGUAACUGUUGCACAAAGCGUUUUGGUGGGCCAGCCUCACCCACCUCCCUCUGUUCACCACCUCCCCCCUUCUCCCGCUCCAUCAUCCACGAAUGAAGCCGUCAACCCACAGGUUUCCUCGUUUACCCAACUAGUGUCAGUGCCUGAGCCUAUUGCAUCAAGCAUGCAACAGCCUGGAUCCAACAUUUUAUCUGCACCAGUUCUUAUUAUAAAAACAGACAAUCAUCAGACAUGCAGCUCAGAUCCUCCCACCUCUAUCGACAACAUCAGCCAUCCAAAUGCUGUUCCACAGGACAAUGUGCUGCUGUUCGGCCAUAGUGCAGAUCAUAUAAACUUUUUUAGUGCCAGGGAAAAAUUCAAGGGAAUGAGUCAUGAUGGUAAAACUCAGAGUGCUGCUGUUCAGCAGUCUACUCUGCUUAAGAGCUGUGGUAAAGAUCAUGUACCACUGGCCCAGGAGGGCGGAAACAGGGAGGGGCAGGAGGAGGAGAACAGAAAGGAAUCCCACGUUCCUGUGCAGGUCGCAGGAGUGAGACCCACAGACACUCUCACCCAAGCAGAACCACAAAGCUCCCACAACCACGAAGGGAUGAGGUCGAAGCAGGAAAUGGAGAAUCUAGACACUGUCCCUCAGGAGGAGGCCAAGAGUGAAAGAGAGGAAUCAAAACACAAAGGGGACGGGGAGUCUGCCCCCGCUCACCUCUACAUGGACUGGACGAGGGGGUCUGUGCGGCGAGUAACACAACAACUAGAGCAAUGGAUGAAACAAGAACAUGAGACGCCAUUGACCUCAUCGUCUGCACUUUCACUCACUGGUAGCACCUCCUGCUCCCAGCGCCGCCCAAACAGCAUCCAGUCUAUCACAGUGUCUGUGCCACAGGAUGCAGCGGUGUGCCCGCAGGUGUCUGUAGUCAGCACCUUGGAUGAAGAGAGGCUGGGUGGGGAUGGCAUGUUUAGACCAGUUGGAAGGGGGGAUGCAUUGGGAGUCCUGGGAAAUAUUAACAAAAGCACAAAAGGGCACAAACUCCAGCCUGCUGACACCAGAUUGCUCUCUACCUCUUCUUCUCUCUAUCAUUCUGUACAGUCUCCCUUUGCCUCUAUAAACUUCCUCUGUCUGGAAGGUGUGACAGACCUUGAGUCAUGCGUAGACAGGGACUGCUUCAUUGAGGGACCCCAUGCUGACAUCACCAUGAGGGAGACGUGGGAGACUUUGUGUGAGCUGGGUGCCUUCCUGCAACAUGUUGGCUCGGGUGGAGCCUGCAAGGCAUUGUGUAUGAACCAGGGCUUGGGAAGUACUCCGAAUCAAGGCUGUAGUCUGCAAAAGAGAGUUAGAGAGGUGGAAACCAGGAUACGCCAGGCGGGCCUGACUCCUCCAUCUCUGAUAAAGCGCUCGGCAUCAUUGGCCAAACUGGGCUGCCUGGAGCUCCUAGCCAACAAUCUGAAUGAGCUGGAGCGCAGCUGCUCCGUUGCAGCUCCACCCUCUACUCAAGCUCCUCUCCACACGGGUAGCGAUGAAUCCAAGAAGCAGCGGGUGCACAGCUCUCCUACCUCAAGCCACAAACAGCCAGAAGCCCUGAACGUCACAGCUAUGAAUCUUUCUGCUGCUGGGGAAAGUUUACCACCUUCAAAUCAGAGCCCUCUGAAAGAAAAACUUCCAAAUGCUGACCAAGACUCUCUGCAUUCACCUGGGCAGGCACUUCUGACAAACAGGCAGCAGUAUGGAAAGACUCACCCACUGAGGCAGCUUCAGAAAAGAACUAUCAGCACCCUGUACCACACCAUGUGACCCUCACCCAGUGUGUAUGUGUGCGUGCACAUUUUGGAUUUAUUCAGCACACCGAUGCCUCUUGCCUUAAAGGAUACUUUUUAGUCGUUGGUUUUGUAAAUUUUUCCCUACAGAUCCACCAAGAGCCUCUGUGAAAUCUGUGAUAUCAGCCUCAGCUCGAAAGUAGUGACGAGGCUGUGAGGGCUCCCAUCUGCUGAACCCAUCACCACAAGUUAAAUCAUUAAAAAAAUUGUCCAAAGCGUAAUCAAGACACAAACUUGUUUCUAAGCCUGUACAUACUCCCUGUGCCCACCAUUGCUGGUUAUCUUGAUAAUUCUCAUAGAUCACAGAAAGGUGGAAAACUACCUGUGUUAUUCCUGCCUCUUGGUAAUGUUUUCCAGUCCAUAUUUUCUGGAGGUACAGUGAUGCAGCUGUUCCUCCACACUUUUAUUCAUUCUCCUCAGAUUGCGCCAAUAUUUUCAUCUGUCAGAAUCCGGCGGAAAUUGUAACCACCAACCAUCUCUUUGAUGCAGAUUAGAAAGGUGUUCCUAAUGCUGCUUCAACAAAAGGUGGAAACCCAAAUUUUAGAUUUAGAAACGGAAAGAGUGUAAGAAUGUUUCUUCUUUAUUUUCAGUUACACAAUACCUCAACCAAACCUGACCUUUGCAGACAUCAGGCUCUGGUUUUCUGGAAUGUUCUCCUCAGUCUGAAACAAUUUAAACUACACUUGAUAAACUUGUUUUUCGUUGUCCUCAAAGUUCUGAAGCCAUUCAGAGCAGAUUCCUCGUGUGUGUUUAGCUUUGUGGGAGCAAGGGUAGCUUUGGGGGCUUGGAGCCUAAGGGUGGAGUGUAUAUUUACGAGUUUCCUGCUGUGAUCUCUUUUGGAUGUAAGUCUAUAUUCUGUGUUUUAGAAAAUGUAUAUAUUUUUUUUUACAUCUGGAUCGAGUUUGAGUUUAAUUUUGAAUGGAUCUCUUUUGUACAGCUUUUAGGAGUGUGCCUGUGACUGGCAAGUGAAGCUUCUCUGCAAUCAGAAAUAUUGUACAGGGACGUCUGUCAUACAUGCACUUUACUCCCUUCUUUUUUUUUUUUUUUUUACUUAUUUGUGACUUUCUUUUUAUAUUUUAUGUUUGCUACUUUUGGGGAGCAUGCUUAAGUUGUAGAAGGUGUCGGGUAUGUGGGUGUGCGUGUGUGUGUAAAGUCAAAUACAUUUUGGAUUUUAUUUUAAUGUGUCAGUGUAAAUAUUUUAUAUGAUGUAUUUCAACUGUGACCAUUAAAAAUGGAGAUUAUUAAAA
This is a messenger RNA of Girardinichthys multiradiatus, 5250 nucleotides long. RefSeq names its product slingshot protein phosphatase 2b (gene ssh2b). Gene Ontology annotation, biological process: actin cytoskeleton organization; negative regulation of actin filament polymerization; protein dephosphorylation. The coding region runs from base 327 to 3980 and encodes 1217 amino acids. Gene Ontology annotation, cellular component: cytoplasm. The record is from RefSeq and is a predicted model, not a curated record. Gene Ontology annotation, molecular function: actin binding; protein tyrosine/serine/threonine phosphatase activity. Lineage: Eukaryota; Metazoa; Chordata; Actinopteri; Cyprinodontiformes; Goodeidae. The transcript has 14 exons.